ACGCGAUUUUCCCGCGUUUCUCGCUUUUGUUUGGCUUCAGCCAUAUUUGCGGCAUUUGUUGGUUGCGGGUUUUGUGGAUAUUGCUGCAGGGGAAUGACGUGGAUCUUUAUAAUGUAACGGAGCUUACGACUGCUGGAAUAUUGUGCAGUGAUCUAUAGCUCAGUUUUGUGAAACAUAAGCUUGUCUUUUCUUGAAAUCUCGCCGAGCCGCCGCGCCGCGCGAUGACGGGCGGCCAGAAGUUCUGUCUGCGCUGGGACGGCUUCAAGUCGCGGCUGUCCUCGGUGUUUGACGAACUGCGCCGGGAGGAAGAGCUGCUGGAUGUGACACUCUGCUGUGAUGGCGGACACGCCGUCAAGGCCCACCAGAUCCUGCUGUCGGCCAGCAGUCCCAGCCUCCGCCAGCUGCUCAAGUCGAACCCAUGUCAGCACCCGGUGUUCUUCCUGAAGGAGACCUCGGCGGAGGAUCUGCAUGCCAUCAUCCAGUUCAUCUACUGCGGAGAGGUGAACGUGGUCCAGAGCCAGCUAGCCAGCUUCAUCAAGACGGCAGAGAUGCUGCAGAUCCGGGGGCUCAGCGGCGACAGCGACGGAGAUGAAGAUCAGACACCGACUGCUACGGCUCCGCGGCAGAGCUCGGCGCCGCCACCACGUGAGGAUGACCAGCCCGCACCUGCCGAGCCUCGACCGAGCAAACGACGCCGCCGCCGCUCCAGUGGAACGUCCGACCUGUCCGCGACCUAUGACGCAUCCUCGAGCGCGUCCGCCCCCGCAUCCGUGACCGCAUCCUCCAAGACCGCCGCCGGCGUCCCUGCUGCCGCCUCCGCCGCUGCCACCGCCUCCAAGUCUGCUAUUCCGUCAACUAGCGUCAGCACAGAUAACAGAGCGGUCGCAAAUGUCCCGAAAGCCGCAUCCGCCUCGGUGAUCGCUGCUGAUGUGAACGUUGUCAGCCUGGAUGAUAUAAAGACUGAGCAGGUGGAUCUCUCAGAUGACGAAGGGCGCUCUAUGGAUGACCCGCUGGGCUUCUUCUCGAGCUUUGAGGGACACGUCGAUGCCAGCAGUGCCGCCGGCCCGUCGUCUCGCGACUCGCAUGGAGGACCGUCCACAGCUGCAGGACCGUCAGGACAGGCUGGAGCGACGGCAGCGGGUGAACCAACUGCGCAAGGCCGAGCUGGAGAGGUCUGGACUGCCCGUCGAGAUGCGACCAACCGUCCACCUGGGCGAGGUUGGAGGCUAAGUCACAGAGGAAGACCACGACGUGUGCCCUACUCUGGAGCACCUGCUGAACUGGACAGGACCAUCUUUCCCGGUUUCAUACGGGAAAAGCUGGAGAACCAGAUGCCUCUGGAGCGAUCCGACUGGAGAGCCCUUACAAAUGCCAUCUACGAGCACUUCAGGGACGUCCAUGUGAGUGGGUCCUGUGGAUGGUACAACAAAAUGGGCCUGUCGCUGGUCUUCCAGUUCCCGUACCUUGCCGAAGGCAAGGACGUUCAGCACUUCGUUAAUGUUGUAAGAAUGAGGCUAUUAAACAAGUUCAGAAACGGUCGCCGCAAGCUACGCAACGACUUGGUCGCCUUCAGCGGGGGCCCUGUUCUCACCUGUACUGGACAACAGGAACUCGUGGAGUACACCAACAGCUUGGAGUACCCGGAGCUCAGCUUCAGCGGUUGGGAUGUCAACGGACAGCAGGAGCCGGGUGGACAGACUGAGGCUCUUCCUUCCAACACUGAGCCGGAGUCGAGCGUUUGUGAACAAGCAACGCACACUGAUGAUGUACCGAAGGUGGACAGUCAUGCGAUGGGUUCCUCAGAUACGCCGAAGCAGGAGAGUGCUGAGGUACAUACUACAUAGUGUACCGUCGCUUAGAUGAGAGUUUGUGCCGCGAAGAAGGUUCUGAAGAACGGUGACGCUGCGGUGGAAAAGGAUACCGAUUUCUUUGUUGAACACUCAGACAAGGUUUUGUUGUUUAAGUCCUUGAGAACAUUACGAGAGGCAACUUGUUUGACCAGAAGCACGUGAUCGGUAUGAUUUUACCAUAAGCUUUUUGCGUUACAAACAAUCAGAGUUGAGUUAUUCUUAGUAGGGAAUGCGUUUUGUCACGAUGCGCGUUUGAAGGUUGUGUUCUGUUUCAUACUACUAUGGUUUGGCUACAAAAGUGGCAUUUCCUCCGAAGCCGAUGUUUUAUUUUUAACUAGUGGUGUCAAUUUCAGAAAACGUAUGUCCAAAGUCCGUCCAAUGUCCAAUGCUUACGUCGAUUGUCCGUCCAAAAAUGUCCAAGCCAGCCAUUUGUCCAAAGAUGUCCGACACCUAUGCAGUAGUUUACACUCAACACUGUUAUUUAAUUUGCUUUUCAUGUACCGUUACAAGCUCAAAAGUGUUAAUCAUAUCGAAAGCUGAGCUUUCUAAUAGCCAAUCAAUGUUAAACACGACUACUUUUUAAAAAUGUUGAGGUGCAGCAAGCGAUUGUCCAAAGUUGUCCAAAGCCUGCUGCCAUUGUCCAACCGAAUUCCGAAUUGGACAUUGGACAAAAUCGGAAUUCCGAAGAUUCAAGUUCCGAUUGACACCACUAUUUUUAACUAUGCAUUGUUGCGCAUUUUCUAGUUGCUUAUCUUGUGAACAGUUUUGUAGGAGCCAAGAACUUAGUUAUGUCGAUUUUUGAUGUUUGCUUUUGUGCUCACUUCUCCGGCUGUUUAUGAGUUUGAUGAUUCAUUUGCGCUGUAUAGAUAUGCUGCUUGCAGUUAUUUGUUUGCAUAGAGGUAGCUGUAGCAAAGACUCGAACCGGGAUCACUUACCAACAAUGACUCUCAACGUAGUGUUACAGACAGACUGACUUAAACCUGGUGAGAUCAGUUUCAUGCCAACAUUUGCUCGGCCCAGCCAAACUUACGCCUCUUCACCUCACUAGAAUCAAGCUAGGCUCUAACUUGUAAGGUUUCAACCACGCUUAGGUAUUUCAAAUGUCACGUUUUUGCAUCAUGAUUUGCGCAGUGUGUUCAUAUUACCAGUUUUAUCGUGAUUUGCAAGGAUCUGAAUGAGUGAAUAGUACCAUGUUCAUACCUGAAUACCUAAGGAAGAACAAAUCGUUGUAGCAAAUAUAUUCCAAAGAGUGCAUCCA
Amphibalanus amphitrite is the source of this 3108-nucleotide messenger RNA. RefSeq names its product longitudinals lacking protein, isoforms H/M/V-like. Gene Ontology annotation, molecular function: protein binding. Bases 222 to 1844 code for a protein of 540 amino acids. Gene Ontology annotation, biological process: regulation of transcription by RNA polymerase II. The transcript is spliced from 11 exons. NCBI's taxonomy places the organism in Eukaryota, Metazoa, Arthropoda, Thecostraca, Balanomorpha, Balanidae. The record is from RefSeq and is a predicted model, not a curated record. Gene Ontology annotation, cellular component: nucleus.